AAAUGAGGAAGAAAAGCGGGAGGGGGGAGAUAAUAUGGUUGCAGUCAUAUAAAUAAAAUUCAUUUUCUAAAAUUCAAAUUUAACUUUCACGCAAAAAAUUUUUGAAAAAAGAAUGAGUAUUUGUAAUUUUACAUCAAAAUUUUAAAUUACAGAAAUUUGAUAAGAGGGAAAGAAAAUUCAAGGAAAAAAGUCUUUAAAAAAUCAACUGAACUGAGAAGCAAGCUUUGUUUACUAUACAUAUUAAUGAACAAUUUGAUUUGACGUAAUGUGAUUGAGCGGUGAAUUAAAUUUUAUGCUGUAUUUCCCUACUUCUCAUUUGAUAUUUUAUUUAUCAUUUCCUACUAUAUCUACCUAAAAGAGGUGAAGUUUUGCUAUUAUAUUUUCAACAACUUAUUAUUAUUUUGAAGUACUAAACAUUCAAUCGGAUUUCAUGAUUUGAAAUUUAAUCAUCAUUUAUAUUGUUCGUUGUGAUUAGCGUAGUAUAAAGACUAUAUCAGGUAAUAGAUUGAUUACUAAAUGUUGUUUUUUCUGUUGAAAAACUCAUAGCAUUAGUUCCUGCAUAUAGCAUUAUUAUUGAAUUGAAAAUGGAACCAGUAGCAACAAAUCGCAGAAAUUUCAACUUUGCUCCUCAGCAAGAAUUUCUAAUGCAAGGUAGUAUAAUGGACACAUCUUGUGAAGUUUUGUUGCAUAGAUUGCGAGGACUUUGUGACAAUGCUGAUGAAAAUCCAGAAACAUUUCAUGAUUAUGAGAUGGUAUUUCAAAUACGUGGACCUACUGGAACACCAUUGGUUUUACGAGCCAGACAAGCCUUAGACCAUCCAGAAAUGCCAUGGCAUUUAAGAUACAUUGGGCAACCUGAAAUUGGAGACAAAAAUCGAGCAACAAUGAUCCGUAGUUGCAUCGAUGUGGACACCUCUAAUAAUGUUGUACAAUUUCUCAAUGAACUAGGAUUCAGGUUAGAUUAUGAGUUUGUCUUAAAAGGUUUCAUGUUUAGGAAAGGAAGAAUGAAGGUAACAGUGGCUAAAGUUUGUCGUCUUCUGCAACAAAAUAAUCCAGAUAGCAUUGAACCAGUUUCCCAAUCAUACUUAGUUGAAUUGAGUGUGGUAGCUCCUACAGGCCAAGAAGCUCUUGCUGAUGAAAUGAAAGCAUUUUCUGAACAACUGAAACCAUUGGUGCAACUGGAUAAAUUUGAUCAUCGACGUCUGCAACACGUAUGAUUAAUAUUUGUGUUUAUUUCACACCUAUGAAUUUUUACAUUUUAAGCUCGUAUAUACUUUACAAAAGUAUACGACAAAGAUUAUCAGAAUGUUUAUAUUUCUUAUGUCAGUAAUGAAAUAAAUUCUUCAUUAAAACA
This is a messenger RNA of Argiope bruennichi, 1354 nucleotides long. RefSeq names its product mediator of RNA polymerase II transcription subunit 18-like (gene MED18). The transcript is spliced from 7 exons. Gene Ontology annotation, biological process: regulation of transcription by RNA polymerase II; termination of RNA polymerase II transcription. Gene Ontology annotation, molecular function: transcription coregulator activity. Gene Ontology annotation, cellular component: mediator complex; core mediator complex. The record is from RefSeq and is a predicted model, not a curated record. Lineage: Eukaryota; Metazoa; Arthropoda; Arachnida; Araneae; Araneidae. Bases 585 to 1217 code for a protein of 210 amino acids.